Molecule: messenger RNA, 2692 nt
Organism: Purpureocillium takamizusanense
Lineage: Eukaryota; Fungi; Ascomycota; Sordariomycetes; Hypocreales; Ophiocordycipitaceae
Exons: 5
Coding region: 579-1775 (398 amino acids)
Cellular component (GO): Golgi apparatus; endosome; trans-Golgi network
Molecular function (GO): antiporter activity
Source: RefSeq, a predicted model, not a curated record
ACCUGCGCCCCCCUUUAGUUACUGGACGCCCGCAGGAGGAAAUCUAGAACCCCGAGCGUCGUUCUCCGCCACGUUUCUCGUCAACUCGCUCGAACGUACUCCGUACAUCAUCGCAGAAGCUGCGUCAACGGCGUUUUAGGAACUGGCUCUUCUGAGUCCGACUCCGGCGGCGACCAGGCACGCGUUCCCCUACCCCGCGGGGCCACCACCAGCGUCUUCACUCACUCUCCCUCUCACUCACCCGCCAUCACUACCACCACAGCGGCGGAAAUGAUCCCCGGCAUCGACGGCCUGGUUGCGCAUCUCUGUGCGCCAAGCCCCUAAUAGCCGAGCAUCUGCUCCCCCGUCACCCGCCCUUCCCUUCCGCCGUCUCUCGCUCUCCCGCCGCCGCCGCCGCCGCUCCCCGUCCGCCCCCCCGUGAGAAGCGGCAACGGCGGGCCUGACGUCCGGAUUUCCGUCCCAACUCCCGGUGUCGCACCUGGACCCCUCCCGCCUCCCCCGGGUGCUGGUGUCCCUGUGCGAGCCAGCGAACGACUUCCCCCCGCGGCGCCGCGUUGCCUUCCCGUCGCCACCAGGUCAUGUCGCUGCCCUCGCCGUCGACGGCUUCCCGUCCGUCGACGACGUCGUCCAUGACGGCGCUGAGCAUCAGCAAGGGCGACGGCGACGAUGGUCCCCCGUGGGAUGCGCCCGAGAAGCCUGUUGCGGCUGCGGCCUGGCAGGCGCCCUUUGGCAUCAUGUCCUGGAUCUUCUUGUCAAACCUGACCAUCUUACUUAACAAGUGGCUCAUUGACAAUGCCGGGUUCCGUUACCCUAUCCUCCUGGCCUGCUGGCACUUCGCCUUUACCUCCGUCGUAAUACACAUCCUCGCCCGCACCACCAGCCUGCUCGACUCGCGCCACUCUCUUCACAUCACGCCGCGCAUCUAUGCCCGCACCAUUGUCCCCAUUGGCGUGUGUUUCUCCCUCUCCAUCAUCUGCUCCAAUGUCGUCUACCUCUAUCUCUCCGUCGCCUUCAUCCAAAUGCUCAACGCCGCCAACCCAGUCGCCGUCCUCGUCGUUUCGUGGAUCUGGGGCGUCACUGACCCGAGCACGUCGACUCUGCUCAACAUGCUCCUCAUCGUUGCCGGCGCUGCCAUCGCCUCCUUUGGGGAGAUUCAGUUCUCGACCAUCGGCUUCGCUUUCCAGGCCGGCGGCAUCGUCUUUGGCGCCAUCCGCCUUGUCAUGAUCCAGGUGCUCGUCAGCCGCAAAGGCAUGCGCAUGGACCCGCUCGUCGGAUUGUACUACUUUGGCCCUGCGUGCGCCGUCAUGACCCUGGCCGCGGCCCUCUUCAUCGAGGUUCCUCGAUUCCGCAUGGACCAUUUGAUAGAUGCGGGCGUUGGCAUGCUUGUCCUCAAUGCGGCCGUAGCAUUCAUGCUCAACGUCACCACCGUCUACCUGGUCGGCCGAACCUCUGGCCUCGUCAUGGCACUGACGGGCAUCUUCAAGAACAUAUUGCUCAUCGCGGCAUCUGUUGUCAUAUGGAACACCAAGAUCACGCUCAUCCAGGCCGUGGGCUAUAGCCUCGCCCUCGUCGGCCUGAUAUACCAUUGGGUCGGCGGGGACCAGCUGGCAAAGGGCUAUAGGGCGGCGGCAAGGGGUAUUUUCGGCGCCUCGCAAGGCUCCCCUCUUUUCGGAUCGAGUGCACAGCGACGCGCUGCCAUGACGGCCGGUUGUCUGUUUUGCCUUGGAACGCUGGCCCUUGCAUAUAGAAUAUGGGAGGCGGACAGGGCUCUGUAGCGGCAUCAUUAUCAUGGUCAAUAGAAUUGGAGGCGACCAAAUCGAGGGUGCCCGGCUCCGUCUCGUCAGUCCGUCUCGGGCGGGAACAUCCACCAUUGGCACGGCAAUGUUAAGAGGCCGUCGCUGCUGCCAUCCCAUAGCCCGUUUGUGACGUCGAGAUAGCCUGCCGAGAAUGCGUCCUGACCAUUCGCGCCCAUCUGCGGUGACAUGCUCUGCGGGUUGGGCGGCUGAGUCGCGACGGAAGAGAUGAACCUCGGUGACGCUCGCUGGCCGUUGCCCCCGCGAGGCCUCCCGGGCGAAAGCAUGAGCACCUCGCGAGCGAUGGUCUGGACCUCCUCGAGGUUCUUGGCCGCCUUUGUCCAGACGCCCGCCAUGGCCUUGUGGUACCCGAUGCUGAGGCGGAGCUGGUCGCGGGCGAUGGCGAGCUUCUGGUCCUGGAGGAUGAACUUGCACGCCGAGAGGAGCGCGAGCGUGCCGGUCGUGAGCAUGCACACGGUGAAGGGGGAGUGGGUGGACGAGCCGCCGGCCGGCAGGGCGAGGAGUCGUAUCUGCGCCUCGGCCGCGUUGAUGCAUUUCGCCGUGUGGACCGCCUCCAGCUCGGCGGGCGGUCGUGGCGAGCCCUGCUGGCCGUCGCCUGCCGUCGAGCAACCGGAUAUGCACUCGAGCUGGUCGAAGGAGCAUUUGGAGAAUGGUCUGUGCAGGCCGACCGUCGUUCUACGCGUGCAUCACCAAGUCAGCGCGCCGAUAUAUGCUCGCUCUUACAAUCCCCAGCGUUGCUUCGCGUGCCAUAGUGCCACCAAUUGCAGCCAACACAUUGUCGGAUCAGGGUUCACUUACGCGUAGACGGCCAUGAGCGCCUGGAAGAUGAGCUCAUCUACCUCGCCAUCCGCCGACAGAGGGCUCCUCUUGGUCUCGGG